Molecule: messenger RNA, 2329 nt
Organism: Sphaeramia orbicularis (orbiculate cardinalfish)
Lineage: Eukaryota; Metazoa; Chordata; Actinopteri; Kurtiformes; Apogonidae
Product: semaphorin-7A
Exons: 14
Coding region: 380-2305 (641 amino acids)
Biological process (GO): axon guidance; neural crest cell migration; semaphorin-plexin signaling pathway
Cellular component (GO): plasma membrane
Molecular function (GO): chemorepellent activity; semaphorin receptor binding
Source: RefSeq, a predicted model, not a curated record
UCUGUCUGUUCUCUAAUCCCACUGUGUGUGGUUCUGUGGAAGCCUACAGCUCUCCAUCCUCACACCCCCUUUCUGCUCCUUCUUUUCCGAGGUGGAGUCUGCUGGAAGCCCGACUGCUCCAAAGUGAACAGUGGGUGAAAGCCAGCGGAGGAGGAGGCGGAAGGAAGAGCGGGACCAGAGCAGCUGCAGCCCCGCACCGCACCGCAGGCACAGGCGCAAAUCUGGGACGCAUUCGACCGGGAGAGGAAGCAGAAGAGGCGGCUGGCUGCAAGGAAGGAAAGACGAGAGGAGAGGAAAGAGAGGAAAAAGGAGAGGAAAAAGGAAGGAGAACAGAGGACGCUGUGAAUAUUUCUGCAACAAACAAGACACAAGCUCCAAGAUGAAUGCUUUCAUCCUUCUGUCGCUUUUGGCUUCAGUUGUCGCUGGAAAGUCACCUCGACUGAAAUUCGUUGUGCACGAACCCUCCAGGUUCCACAUGACCAAACCGGAGAACUACAUCAGUAUGUACCAUCCGGAGGGGAGCGACACACUGUACGUGGGCGGGAAGGCCAUGAUCUACGUGUUGACCUUUAGCGACUCAGGAGUGCGCCACCUUCAGAUCCCAGCGGAAUCUGAUGAGACUGCGAAGAAUACCUGCAGGGCAAAGGCUGCACCACUGGAGUUGGAGUGCGAUAACUUCAUCACCGUCAUUCAGAAAGUAAAUGACACAUUCAUCGUAUGUGGAACCAACGCUGGGAGCCCCAGGUGCUGGAUGCUGGUCAAUGACACGGUGCUGACCGACGUCCAGGGAAAUGGACAGAUAGCCUCAGCCUCGGACAUCUCACCCGCCUACCCCUCCCAGAAAUCCAUCACCUUGACCGCAGAUGGGGGUCUGUAUUCUGCUCUGUCUUCUGUGGGAGGUCAUGCUGGCUCCAUACGGCGAACGUUCGGCACCCAGAAACUCCUGAAGACGGAGAACAUUUGGCUGCUGAACCCACAGUUCGCUGGUGCAGCCAUCAUCCCAUCAUCCCAGAAGUACAAGGAGGAGAUCUACUUCUUCUUCAGUGAGAUCAACAAAACAGCAAGAGUGGACGAGGAGCCAUACAGAGCACGCAUAGGACGAAUCUGUAUGGUGGAUGAAGGAGGCAUUAAGGCUCUGCUGGCGGACUCGUGGACCACCUUCAUGAAGGCCCGGGUCAUGUGCGGUGCCGGCAGCUCUCAGCAGCAGUACAACAACAUCAGACAGGCGGUGGUGCUGACGGCGCAGGACAAACGAGCCGGGGUCAUAUACGGACUCUUCUCAAACGCAUGGGGUAAAACAGUGAUUUGUGCCUAUUCCAUCGAGGACAUCGACCAGGCCUUCUCCACCUCCAAACUCAGGGGCUACAGUAGUCCGUUCAUUGGGAUGCGGCCGGGCACGUGUGUCCGUAAAAACUCCACAGCAGGCGGUCACAAUGACAUCAAAAACCUGGGGGUGAUCAGAUACCACCCAGAAAUAGAGGACGUGAUCCGUCCUGUGGGCGUGGCUCCGCUGGACCUGCCGUCCGACGACCAGAUCACACACACCGUGGCCGACAUCGUUCUGGCCGUCAACGACGAGCACUACAGCGUCCUGUACCUGGGAACAGAACAAGGCAAAGUGCUGAAGGUUCUUCACACCAGUGACGGCGUCUUCAUUAUUUCCCAGUAUUCUCUGUUCCAUAACGAGGGUCCGGUUCUGAACAUGGCCAUCGACUCCCACAAGGGACACCUGUACGUGGGCACGGCUAUGGAGGUCCAACGACUGCCGCUGGCGGACUGCGGACGUUACGGAGACACGUGCAGGGAGUGCAUCCUGUCCAGAGACCCCUACUGUGGCUGGGACAGGGCCCGCAGGAAGUGCAUCCCCAUCCCCCCCGGAUACAACGUCACAUCUGGGACGCUGGUUCAGAACCUCGACCAUUCCAACUCCUCCGUUUGUGGGGAAGCUGCUGCCUUGAAGCUUCGUAAAACUUCUCCCAGAGAAGUCAUCAUCCAGUCCAACACCCGUGUGUUCCUGCCAUGCCCCGUGCGUUCCUUCCACGCCACGUACCGUUGGGAGAAGGACAACCUGUCGGGCGCCCUGGACUACCCCUGCCUGUUCUCUGGGGACUUCUGCGUCCUGGGGCCCACCAUAGACACCCCCCUUAGGGAAGGCGUGUUCCGCUGCAUGGCCACUGAGGACGGCUUCAAGGUGGAGGUCAUCUCCUUCCGGCUGGUGAACGACGGCGGGCUCCUGGCGGCGUCCUUCACCUCCACCUUCGGUCUGUCGCUCCUGCUGGCUGCAGCGACCCUGUGGCUCCAUUAACUGCAGCUAAUGCUAAUGCUAACC